AUGGCACAGUGCAGGGGUUCCUCCUUCUUCUGGUGGGCGUUAUCGUGGGCCACCUACUUUACCUCCCGUCGUGCAGUCGCGACCGGCAUCACCGCGUCGGGCGGAAGUAUCGGCGCAGUGAUCUAUCCCAUCAUGUUCCACAAACUAAUCAACCGGGUCGGGUUUGGCUGGACGAUGCACAUCAUCGCCUUUGUGGCCCUGGCAGGUCUGAUCGUAUCGUUACUGGUGCUGAGGCGACGACUGCCUCCACCCAAGCAGAGCCGAUCAAUCCUCGACCUCAGCGCGCUGAAAGAACCACCUUUGGUUAGUUACUUCACCUAUUACCUCCACAACGACAGUAGUCUAGCCUUCUACACUUUCUCCGGGUUAAACGCCGCCUCAGUCCUGGGACGCAUCACCCCCGGUCUGCUGGCCGACCGCUUGGGCGGACUUAAUACCCUCGUCCCCAUCAGUCUCCUAGCGAGUAUCCUGGAAUUCGUGUGA
Messenger RNA from Penicillium canariense, 483 nucleotides. Its product is annotated as MFS monocarboxylate transporter. Gene Ontology annotation, cellular component: fungal-type vacuole membrane. Bases 1 to 483 code for a protein of 160 amino acids. Lineage: Eukaryota; Fungi; Ascomycota; Eurotiomycetes; Eurotiales; Aspergillaceae. The record is from RefSeq and is a predicted model, not a curated record. The transcript is spliced from 2 exons.